Molecule: messenger RNA, 1866 nt
Organism: Macrobrachium nipponense
Lineage: Eukaryota; Metazoa; Arthropoda; Malacostraca; Decapoda; Palaemonidae
Product: saccharopine dehydrogenase-like oxidoreductase
Exons: 11
Coding region: 228-1517 (429 amino acids)
Biological process (GO): glycolipid biosynthetic process
Cellular component (GO): lipid droplet; mitochondrion; plasma membrane
Source: RefSeq, a predicted model, not a curated record
AAAUAAUUUGCCGGCGAAGAAACCACUAUAUUAUGAUAAAUUUGUAGUAGGGGGAUUAUGCUGUGACUUUCGUGACAAGUGACAUCUGUUCUGAGGAAAAUAAUCGAAGAUAGUAAUCAAUGCAGGCCUACUACUAGGUAGUAGUAUCGGCCAUUGAUACACAUAGGCCAUUCCGCCAUUAACGAGUUGCACUGCCAAACAACAGCAGUCACUCUUUUAUAGCUAGGAUGGCAUCACUUGCUCCAGGGCAGCGCUACGAUUUAGUGAUAUUCGGGGCAACGGGCUUUACUGGACAAUACGUCGUGGAAGAAGUCGCUCGAGUUGCUCAGAAGGAAGAGGCUAGUAAAGUACCCCUUACUUGGGCAGUUGCUGGAAGGUCAUCCAACAAACUUCAAGAGGCACUCGCUACAGCUCAAAAAGAAACUGGACUAGACCUCAAAGAUGUUGGUCUUAUUCUUGCGGAUGUGAGUGAUAAAGAUUCACUGAAUAAGAUGGCAGCCCAAUCUUCUGUAGUUGUCAACUGUGUGGGGCCUUACCAGCUGUAUGGGGAACAAGUUGUUUCUGCCUGCAUAGACAAUGGUGCCAGCCAUGUAGACAUUUCAGGUGAACCUCAGUUCCUAGAAGGAAUGCAGCUCAAAUACAAUGAAGCAGCAGAAGCAGCUGGGGUUCAUAUUGUUGGUGCUUGUGGCUAUGACUCCAUUCCAGCAGAGAUGGGCCUGGUUCAUAUGAUAAAGAAUUUCAAAGGUGAACUGAAUUCAGCUCAGCUGUUUGUCACCACUAAAGGUGGGAAUUCCAAGACCCCAAUUCACACAGGAACCAUGGAAUCCGCAGCCCUUGCCAUUGCCAAUAAUAGUGAAAUUGCCAAAAUUCGACGACAGUUGUUCCCAAAACCUUUGCCAAAACCCAAGCAUAAGGUCACUAAGAAAGGAAUGCUUCACAAAAAUGAAUCUGUGAACCUAUGGGGAGUUGCAUUUCCUACUGAUGAACCAGUAGUGUACCGAACACAGAGACAUCGUCACGAUGUUUUAGGUCAGCGGCCAAUUCAGUUUCAGCAGUUUCUCGGAUUUCGUAAUGCUUUCACUGCCAUUGGUUUGAUCUGUGGUAUGGCAUACUUUGCUGUUGUAUGCUACUUCAAUUGGACAAGGAAACUCCUUUUAAAGUACCCAGAAAUAAUGACAGCUGGUGCGUUUAGACGGGCUGGAGCUGACCGUGAGGCCCUGAAAGACUUGAAAUUCACUUCUACUAUUAUUGGCCAGGGUUGGUCAGAAACAUUGUUGUCAGGAUCUGACCAACAUAGUGAAGCCCCAGAUUCAUCCAUUACUGUGAAGAUAUCUGGACCAGAUCCAGGCUAUGGAGCCACUUCACUCAUGAUGGUUGCUUGUGCCAUGACUAUCCUGCGAGAGAAACAGAAGUGUGCUGGCAGAGGUGGCGUGAUGACUCCUGGAGUUGCCUUUGCCGAGACCAGUGUAAUUGACCGUAUGGUGGAUCGUGGUAUGACUGUCACUGUUAAGCAGUAAGGAUUAUCAGAAUGGUUACUUAGACAAUCUAUCAGUAACAUCUAAUGGCUGAAAACCAUUCUGUUAUUAGCAUCCCAAGGUUUCAGAGCAUUCUGUCAGGAGCAUUCUGUUAUUACCAUUCAAGGGUUUCAGAGCAUUUCUCCAAUAUUGCUGUUAUUAUAAAAGGUCUUUCUCCAUAUUACGUUUACAUUAUGUUGGGAUUUAGACAAAGACAAAAAGUUUUAAUGUUGGUAUGUUGGCUGUCACAAAAUAGGGAAUUUUUGUAUGACAUGAUGAAAUGUUUGCACAGUGCUUUAGUUUAUUUUUAUAUGUGAACAGUAUAUGAACAAUAAAAAGUGAACAUUUAAAA